Messenger RNA from Thermothelomyces thermophilus ATCC 42464, 1260 nucleotides. RefSeq lists its product as uncharacterized. The transcript has 4 exons. The record is from RefSeq and is a predicted model, not a curated record. Lineage: Eukaryota; Fungi; Ascomycota; Sordariomycetes; Sordariales; Chaetomiaceae. The coding region runs from base 1 to 1260 and encodes 419 amino acids. Gene Ontology annotation, molecular function: oxidoreductase activity.
AUGGCGACUGUCGCAGCCCAGCAGCCAGUGGCGCCCGCAGGGCCCCCGGGCCAGCCGGAUAUCGGAUACCUUCCGGACCAUGACAAGUACCUCGCGAGAGCCAAGCGGCGGCAGGAAACCGAGAAGCUGGCCAAGACGCUGCCCCACGGCUUCCCCCAGCAGCUGGAGUCGGAUCUGGUCUGGGAUGGCAACACGCUCGCCGAAACUUACGACUGGAACUACCAUCUGACCCAGGACGACUUGGCCGAGAUCGACUCUGCCCUGCAGCAUUUCAAGAGCCUGAACAAGCCGCUUGGCUUAAUCGACCAGGAGACCUUCCCGCUGCCGCAGCUGCACCAGACGCUGCGCGAGGUCUCGCGUGAGCUCCACCAUGGCCACGGCUUCAAGGUGGUCCGCGGGGUGCCGGUCACCAAGUACACGCGCGAGGAGAACAUCAUCAUCUUCGCGGGCAUCUCGGCGCACGUCGCCCCCGUGCGCGCCCGGCAGGACAGCCAGUACCAGGGACGGCCGGCCGACGUGGUGCUGGCCCACAUCAAGGAUGUGAGCUCCCAGGUCGACGCCAGCGUCAUCGGGGCGCCCUCGCACACCAACGAGAAGCAGGUCUUCCACACCGACUCGGGCGACGUCAUCGGCCUGUUCGCGCUCGGCGAGGCGGCCGAGGGCGGCCAGAGCUACCUGUCGAGCUUCGGGAAAGUCUACAACGAGAUCGCCGCCACCCGGCCGGACCUGAUCUGGACCCUUUCGGAGCCUUGGGCUGCUGACACGUUCGGAAAGCAAGCCAAGCCGUACAACUUGGCGCCCGUGAUCCACUUACAGCCGGCCACCGAGAAGGACCCGGUCAGGGUGAUCAUCCAAUACGCCCGCCGGACCUUCACGGGCUACUGGGGCCUCCCGCGGUCGGCCGACAUCCCGCCCAUCACGGAGGCACAGGCGGAGGCGCUCGACGCGCUGCACUUCACGGCCGAGAAGUACGCCGUCUCGCUCGACUUCCACCAGGGCGACAUCCAGUACGCCAACAACCUGACCAUCCUGCACGCCCGGGCCGAGUUCCGCGACUCGGCCGAGAAGCAGCGCCACCUCGUCCGCCUCUGGCUCCGCGAUCCGGAGUACGCGUGGAAGACGCCCGAGGUGCUGCAGCCGCGCUGGGACCGCAUCUAUAAGGGCGUCACGCCCGAGAACAGCGUGUUCCCGCUCGAGCAGUACCUCCGGACUGCCAGCAGUAGCACCAACGCCAGUGCGCCACCGCCUGUCAAGGCUUAA